Molecule: messenger RNA, 1155 nt
Organism: Exophiala dermatitidis NIH/UT8656
Lineage: Eukaryota; Fungi; Ascomycota; Eurotiomycetes; Chaetothyriales; Herpotrichiellaceae
Product: ATP synthase mitochondrial F1 complex assembly factor 1
Exons: 2
Coding region: 1-1155 (384 amino acids)
Biological process (GO): mitochondrial proton-transporting ATP synthase complex assembly
Cellular component (GO): mitochondrion
Source: RefSeq, a predicted model, not a curated record
AUGUCUACCACCGCCGUCUCUCACAUCGCGCUCCGGCGCACCCUCGGUCUGUCAGCCAGCACACUGUCACGAGCUCAUGCUCCGAGUCAGCGUCGUUGGGCCCGCGUACACGAUGUUCGCUUCGUCACGACGCACCGCGACCCUUUGGACCGAUACCGUGAGAAACUGGAACAGAAGGCAAAGCAAGAAGGCCUUGAGUCCAUAUCGUCGCUGAAAGAGGCAUACAAGGACAAAAUCGAGGAGUAUAAACGGUCGGCUCUGAAACCGCCGCCUGGGGCAGGUCCGGUUCCUGUUCCGUCUACGAAGACGACGACAACAGCUUCUCCUUCACCUUCGACCGCCGCUCCCUCCUCGCCAGCACCAUCGCAAGCCUCAAACCAGACUCCGUUCCAGCAGCCGCCGCCUCCACCGCCCACUCCCAACCAGGAACCCAUACGGACCCCGUCACAGUCAAAAUCGUCGGAAAAGUCCAAUACGCCAGGAAUCAAGCCCCUGUCUUCCUACCUUGAUCUCGAGAAGGUCACUGCUCUCGGCAACAAAGAGGUGGAAUACAUCUGGAGACUUCGUCAUGCCAACGAUCCCCGCUCUCUAUGCGCCGUCAUCCCCCUCGAGACAUACAACCGUAUCUACCAGAAUGCCCGGCAACAUCCGCAGUUCGUCCUUCCUUUGCCACGGCCGACGGCCGACGACGGGAGCGGGGAUGUGAAACAGUCGCCGCAAGGGUUCGAGGGAGGCGAGCGGUCAGCCGCUGACAUUCAUUUCAUGCAAUGGGGGUUCCAUCCUCCGGCCGGCGCACCGCCGACUCCCGGUUCCAAGACCGCCAAUAACCACACCAGUACUGUCAUCUUUACGCAUUUGGCCGCCUAUAAGCUGCACGGGACGUAUGCGGAGCCACACACCACCAUUACUCAUCAUCUUGAUCUUGCCGACUCCCACGGGAUCGUCUUAUUGAAUGGGUCUGUUGUGGAUGGACGCGGCGUCAGUGUCGAAGAAGGCAGAUGGUUGCUGAUGUGCCUGCAAAAGUUCUAUGACUAUGAAGCGCAUGGCGGAGGUAUCGGUCGUGAAAAGCGGCGAGGCUUGUUGCAGAAGUUCAGCAGUGGCGACCAGGGAUUCAGCCUCGAGGAACUGGUUGAUGAAGCCGAAAGGCUCUCAUGA